Messenger RNA from Durio zibethinus, 864 nucleotides. The record is from RefSeq and is a predicted model, not a curated record. NCBI's taxonomy places the organism in Eukaryota, Viridiplantae, Streptophyta, Magnoliopsida, Malvales, Malvaceae.
AUGAACGGCACCAUCCCAGAGAGUAUUGGGCAGCUUUCAGAGUUGGUUGUUAUGGAUUUUGGACAAACUGCUUGGAAGGGUACUAUAUCAGAGGGACAUUUCUCAAAUCUAACAAGGUUAGAAAAGUUGGAAAUAUCUUCAACAUCCCAGAAGAAGUCCUUGGCUUUUAGUUGGGGAAGCCAGUGGACUCCUCCUUUUAACCUCAAGUCUAUCAUCAUUGCGCACAACAGAGUAGGUCCCUCGUUUCCUGAGUGGCUUCAAACUCAAAGCAAUCUGACCACUCUGUUCCUUAAUGAUGUUGAGAUAUCAGGCGAACUCCCAGAUUGGUUUUGGAGUUGGUGUUCACUGCGCAUUGAUGACUUGGAUCUUGCAAAUAACAACAUAAGUGGCACAUUACCAAGAUCAUUACAUUUUCGUUACGAAACAAAUGUCUAUUUGAUUUCUAAUCAUUUUGAGGGUUUAAUUCCUGACAAUAUCAGUGAAACUAUGCCAAUGCUUAGGGAUUUAGAUCUCUCUCGUAACUUUCUCACUGGUGGCAUUCCCUCUUCCAUUGUUAAACUAAAGAAUUUGAUAUCCCUUGUUCUAUCUUACAAUAACUUGUCUGGAGAACUCCCUCAGGAUUGGAGUCAAUUGCAACAUUUGCAAGUUCUGGAUCUAGCAAAAAAUAAUCUGUCAGGUGAUAUUCCAAGCUCAAUGGAUGCUCUUCAUUCACUUCUAUUGCUAAUCUUAAGCAGCAACAGUUUUAAAGGAGAAAUUCCAUUAUCUUUGCAAAACUGUAGAGGACUAUGGAGCUUUGAUCUUGGGAAGAACAAAUUUUCAGGAAAGGUACCAACAUGGAUAGGAGACAAUAGCCCAUUACGAUGA